Molecule: messenger RNA, 1041 nt
Organism: Spirodela intermedia
Lineage: Eukaryota; Viridiplantae; Streptophyta; Magnoliopsida; Alismatales; Araceae
Source: the annotation of a GenBank genome assembly
AUGGACGCAGGCGGAGGACACAGCGGGACGGUGGUGACGGCGCGGGAGGAGGUGAAGGAGGUGUGGGGGUGGAAUAUGGGGAUGGAGCUGCCCGGGAUCCUGGAGGCGCUCGACUCGGCCACCUUCGUGGCGAUGGACACGGAGUUCCCGGGGUUCCUCCACCAGACCCCUCGGUUCGCGUCCUCCAGCGAGCGCUACCAAGACGUCAGGCGGAAUGUGGACAAUAUGAAGCUCAUCCAGCUCGGGCUCUGCUUCUUCGGCGACGGCGGGCGGCGGCGAACCUGGCAGAUAAGCUUCCGCGACUUCGACCUUGCCUCUGCGUCGGAUGCGCGAUCAGAGGCGUCGGUGGAGCUGCUGAAGAGGAGCGGCAUUGAUUUAUGCAGGACCAGAAGAGAAGGGGUGGACUCGGAGGUCUUCUCCGAGUUACUGUGGCGAUGCGACUGGGUGGGACGGCGCAAGCCCCGAUGGAUCACGUUCCAGGGCCUUUACGACAUCGCAUACCUGGUGAAGCUCCUCACCGGGGGACCGUUGCCGCCGACGCUCCCCGGGUUCGCCCAGCUGGUGGGGGCCACCCUCGGCAGGAUCAUCGACGUGAAGUACCUGGCCAGGUUCUGCGGAGGGUUCUAUCUCGGCCUGGGCCGGCUCGCGGAGACUGUCGGCGUGAAGCCGGAGGGGGGUGCGGCGCACCAAGCCGGGUUCGACGCCCUGAUGACGGCGGCUGUCUUCGAGGUUCAAAUGGAGCAACUAAGCGGGAGCGAGGAAGAGCUGGAGGGCAUCCUCCACGGCAUAGAGGAGGAGAGAAUCCUACCCCAGUGCUGGGAGGAAACACAGCAGCAGCAGGGGGAGGAGGAGGACGAGGAGGAGGAGGAGGAGGAGGAGGAGGAGGAGGAGGAGGAAGAGGAGGAGGAGGAGGAGGAGGAGCUCUUCCUGAUAUGCGCUCUCCACCCGCCGUCUACCCUGUUCCUGACUCCUGCUGUAGUGUACCCGCCGAUGCUAAUCGGGAUGACCGAUCCAUUUCCAGAAUUCUAUUUGUUCGAAUAA